Molecule: messenger RNA, 1344 nt
Organism: Oncorhynchus tshawytscha (Chinook salmon)
Lineage: Eukaryota; Metazoa; Chordata; Actinopteri; Salmoniformes; Salmonidae
Product: palladin-like
Exons: 3
Coding region: 245-577 (110 amino acids)
Source: RefSeq, a predicted model, not a curated record
UGGACACAGUGACACUCCCCCUGGGAAGGCCUGAAACAUGACACAGUAGGUUGAAAGGACAUGAAUGACUAGAAUGAAACAUUUUCAAUGAAAACCAGUACAUCAUUUUCCGUAAGAUAUUGAGACAUUGGAAUGACAUGGGGACAACUGUGUGAUUGCACACCGUCUUGGGGUCUGAGUGUGUGUGUGUUUGUGUGUGUGUGUGUGUGUGUGUGUGUGCAGCAUCCAGAAGAAGACCAGCACCAUGUCUCUGACCAGCUCCUCCAAAGCAAUCUCCUCUUCCUCAUCCUCUUCCUCCACUGUGGUCCAGCAGCAGAGACACUCCAGCCUGGUGCAGCCCCUCUGCAUCAGCCCCCAGAGGACACAGAGUCCAUCCUACCCCAGACAGUAUUCAGGAGGAGGUGGCGUGGCCCCAACUUUUGUCGAGCGUCUCCAUGACAUCAGCACGGUCAAGGGUCAGCUGGUGGUUCUAGAGUGCCGUAUUCGUGGAACGCCACCACUGCAGAUUCUGUGGUACCGUGAGAACGAGCAGAUAGUGGACUCAGCUGACUUCCACAUCCUCAGAAAGAGUAAGUAGGAGUAGGCUCUUAACGUUCUCCUUUUUCAGGCUACUUCUGCAUCAGUGCCAGGUGAGUUGGAAAACAUACCCAAGGCCCACUGUUGGCUAUUGAAGGACACAUUUACCCCAGUUUGCCACUAUAAGAUGACCAAUCAAACCUGAUACAUUGGUGCUGGUAUGUCCUCCUCUCUUACCUCUACAGAGGAGCUGUGGACCCUUGUCAUCACAGAGGCCUUCCCAGAGGACUCUGGGUUGUUCAAAUGUAUAGCUGGGAAUCAGUUGGGAACAGUAUCAUGCGACGCCAUACUGGAGGUGUACCUAGGUGAGCAGAGACUAGCUUCAGAACUGGUCAGACACAGGAGACUACUGUUGUGCUUCUGCACAGCUUUCUUCAUCCACUGUAAUCCACAUACAAUCCUGAAAUACAUUCUGACAAUGUGACCACGUCUGUGUCCAGACCUGGAAGAGCAGAUGGAGAAAGAGACGCCCAUGGAUGAGCAGUCCUUAGAGUCUACUAGGCUGGAACCUUAUGACUUUCCCUCUUUACUUCAUGACAUAGCAGGGACAUAGCACCCCUCCAGAGUGGCCAGAGAGCCCAGUCUGUGAGAUUGGUCACCCACUUGAAGAACAGUGAGUUCAACUAUUCUAACAUCCUGCAAAAACCCUCAAAUUGAAAGAUGAAUGUCCAGUAUGCUGUUCUGUGAGACAGUAUUUUUUACAUUUUUAAUCAAAAUACCUAUCAAUAAUGUAAAUGUAAAAUUUUGAAGAAUUAUUUUAAAGGUCAU